Penicillium angulare is the source of this 1242-nucleotide messenger RNA. It is a transcript of the gene fpaI, whose product is annotated as putative methionine aminopeptidase, type I. NCBI's taxonomy places the organism in Eukaryota, Fungi, Ascomycota, Eurotiomycetes, Eurotiales, Aspergillaceae. Gene Ontology annotation, molecular function: metalloaminopeptidase activity. The coding region runs from base 1 to 1242 and encodes 413 amino acids. Gene Ontology annotation, biological process: proteolysis. The transcript is spliced from 4 exons. The record is from RefSeq and is a predicted model, not a curated record.
AUGACCAACACCACCUCCGACCCGCCCGUAAAGAGAAAGUGUCUCGGAGUCGACUGCCCCAAUGACGCAGGAACUUUACAGUGUCCGACUUGCUUGAAGCUGGGCAUGACAGACAGCUUCUUUUGUUCGCAGGAUUGUUUCAAGAAGAACUGGGUGGGUUUUCUUUCGCUCAACACAAAACCACCCACAAAACGGUCCAGAGCAAGACGCAAAAUGGUAUUCUUCCACUCAAUCCUCACACUAAAGAUCAUUUCUAAACCUGAUCCAGGUAGCGAACUUUACAAUCCUUUCCCGGCCCACCGUUUCACCGGGUCCGUUCGACCGGUCUACCCUCUGUCCCCGAUGCGGACCCUUCCCAAGUCGAUCAGACGCCCUGACUGGUCCGAGACUGGUAUACCGAAGGCAGAACAGCGCUUAAGCCGAACAAAGAUUGAGAUUCUCGAUGCCAAGGCACAGGAGGCUAUGCGCAAGGUGUGUCGCUUAGCGCGUGAGGUAUUGGACAUCACCGCGGCAGCGGUGCGACCGGGCAUUACGACGGAUUACCUGGACGAAGUGUGCCACAAUGCUUGCAUCGAGCGAGAUUCUUAUCCCUCGCCAUUGAACUAUAGCCAUUUCCCCAAGUCGCUGUGUACGUCCCCGAACGAGGUCGUUUGUCACGGAAUUCCCGAUCAGCGCAUCCUUCUCGACGGCGAUAUCCUGAACCUUGACAUCUCUAUAUACCACGGGGGCUACCAUGCUGAUCUAAACGAAACUUAUUACGUUGGUGAUCGAGCUAGAGCAAACCCUGAUGCCAUUCGACUGAUAGAAACGACACGUGAAUGCUUGGACAUGGCGAUCAAACUCGUGAAGCCUGGCACUCUCUUCAGAGACUUUGGAAAGGUCAUUGAGGCACAUGCCAAAUCGCGUGGGUGUAGCGUCCACGCGACCUGGGGUGGACACGGUAUCAACACUGAAUUCCAUCCACCACCAUGGAUCCCUCAUUAUGCAAAGAGCAAAGUGCCAGGUGCUUGUAAACCUGGAAUGACCUUCACGAUUGAGCCCAUCUUGACGCUUGGAAAACCGAAAGAAGUAUAUUGGCCUGAUGAUUGGACAAACACGACGGUGGAUGGAAAAUGGACAGCUCAGUUUGAGCAUACCAUGCUGGUCACCGAAACCGGGGUUGAGGUCUUGACAGCGAGACUGGAAGAUUCUCCAGGAGCUCCAAUUCCGAUCCCUACGGCUGAGAAAGGUGAUAGUACAUAG